AUGGUUCGUAGUAUCAGAGAAAAAUUAAAAGACUCUGUUGUAACUUUAGCAAUUGGUGAUGGUGCGAACGAUAUUGCAAUGAUACAAGAAGCACAUGUGGGAAUAGGAAUAACUGGUCGAGAAGGUCUACAAGCUGCCAGGUCAAGCGAUUAUUCAAUUUCACAAUUCCGUUUCUUAGAAAAUCUUUUAUUCGUUCAUGGUCGAUGGUCUUAUGUUCGAGUAUCAAAGUUUGCACUAGGAACAUUAUAUAAAUGUAUGUGCUUUUACUUGACGCAAGGAAUAUUUCAAAUAUUUGCAGUAUUUUCUGGAACUAGUUUAUACGAAUCAUGGUCACUUGCCGCUUACAACACUUUAUUUACAUCAUUACCCGUAUUGGUUGUUGGAAUAUUUGAAAAAGAUUUAAAUUACGAUACAUUAAUGGCAAUUCCAAGACUUUAUAAAAAUGGGCAAGAAAAUAAAGAAUUUAAUAUAAAAUUAUUCUUUUCAUGGAUGUUUGGAGCAAUAUUUCACGCUAUAGCUCUAACUUCUGUACCAAUAUUAUUACAUGGAUAUUUUAUGGAUUAUGAAAUUAGAGUUAAUGGAUCCCCUCAAUUAUUUGAAUUGGGAAUGAUAAUAUACACAUGUGUUGUAUGUGUAGUAACAAUUCACAUCUCAUAUUUACAAUGUCAUAAUUGGACUUUUCUUUCUCAUUUUACCUCAUUUUUAAUGAUAUUUGGAUGGUUCACAUAUCAAAUUCUGUAUUCCUUUGCGUACCCAAUUGAGAGCAAAUCAGCCAUGUAUGAUGUUAGGGGCGUGUUUCAAAGAGUUGGAAAUAGAUUUAAUUUUUGGUGUGCGUUGCUUUUAUCCAUAUCAUUUGCCUUGCUUCCACAUUAUCUUCUUAAAACACUUAGGAAUAUGACGAAACCUACGGAAUUAGAGCUUUAUCAGGAAGCUGAGAAAGAUCAAAAAUACUUGGAAAAACUUAUAGAAUGUGAAAAUACCAGGGAUGAAAAUUCCAACGAAUACAAAAAUGAUGAAAAACAUGAUACAAAAUUCAUCGUUGGCCAAAUGCCUUUCCAAGAUGACCAAAAUUUUAAAUCAUCGGCUAAACGAAAUUCCUCACCUCUCGCACACUAUCAAAAUCCCCUAACACCAAUCGAAAUUAACGAAAAUACGGCACAGAUGAUUUGUUAUGAACAAAAAGGAUGUCGAAAAAUAUAA
Molecule: messenger RNA, 1200 nt
Organism: Dentiscutata erythropus
Lineage: Eukaryota; Fungi; Glomeromycota; Glomeromycetes; Diversisporales; Gigasporaceae
Source: the annotation of a GenBank genome assembly